Messenger RNA from Myripristis murdjan (pinecone soldierfish), 3171 nucleotides. RefSeq names its product lysosomal protein transmembrane 4 beta (gene laptm4b). Bases 174 to 827 code for a protein of 217 amino acids. NCBI's taxonomy places the organism in Eukaryota, Metazoa, Chordata, Actinopteri, Holocentriformes, Holocentridae. Gene Ontology annotation, cellular component: lysosomal membrane. The record is from RefSeq and is a predicted model, not a curated record. The transcript is spliced from 8 exons.
GCCCAGCAGUCGAGCGGCGGAAACAGACGAGGACCCGUUCAGAUACACUCAAUGUGGCGCGGAUAAACACAAAAAACAACAAAGGCUUCAUUUUUUUUAGGAUACCCUAGCGUGUAUUUUAUCGUCUCCGGCAGCCUUCAUGAAAUAGCUCCACGUUUCUAACAGGAUAAAUAAUGAUUUCCCCGUGGGACCGGUGGUAUUCGACUAGCUGCUGCCUUUGCUGCCAUGUACGAACGGGCACCAUUAUCCUGGGAAUAUGGUAUAUGCUCAUCAAUGCAGUGGUCUUACUCAUCCUGUUGUCGGCUCUCAAUGACCCAGUCCAGUACCGCUACCACCUUACCAGCUCCGAACUGGGCACCGACAUCGAUGUCAUGGAUGAUGCAAAUAUCUGCAUUGCCACUGCAAUAUCCCUACUCAUGAUUCUUAUAUGUGGCAUGGCAACCUAUGGUGCUUACAAGCAACAUGCCGCCUGGAUCAUUCCAUUCUUCUGCUACCAAAUCUUCGACUUUGCCCUUAACACGUUGGUAGCCAUUAGUGUGGUGGUUUACCCCAACACAGUGCAGGACUACCUCCAGCAGCUGCCGGGGACAUUCCCUUACAAAGAGGACAUCAUGUCCACCAACAACAUGUGCCUAGUUUUUGCAGUGCUCCUCUUCGUAGGCUGCAUCCUUUCCUUCAAGGCCUACCUUAUUGGGUGUGUAUGGAACUGCUACAGAUACGUGAGUGGCAGAGGCACCACCGAGGUCUUGGUUUACGUCACCACCAAUGACACCACGUUGCAUGAGUUGAUACCACUUAAUAUAAAAGGUUCUGCUGCCACCUUAUGAAGAGGCUGUUGCCAUUCCGCCUAAGGAGCCCCCUCCCCAGUACAUGGAGGCAUGAGGGACAUCCUCGCCGCUGGAUCCUGUACCCCAAAACUCCACCACUCAAUCUCGACACACUUACCACGUCUCGCUCCAACAAUAUAAGCUCAAUGCUGGCCAAGACGUGUUAAAAGAUCUUAGGUCUUAGAGGCUGGUUUCAGGUUGGAUUUGUGAUCCUGCCCUUUCCCCACUAGAGGUAAACAUUUGGAUGACGAUCCAACCCUAGAUUAGAUUAGGGCAACUCUGAGCCAGUAUUGCUGUCUGCUCUGACCUCUUCUUCCCUUUCCUCCCCCCUCUACUGGCUAUUGUGGUAUGUGAUGUCCUCUCCACUCGUCCCCUCUGUCCUCUUCCAAGGACAGUUUCACAGUGAUUCCCCCACCAACCCUCUUUCUCGGCAGCUGCUGUUCUCUGGCAAUGCGGCAUACGUGUCAGCUAAACUCCCACACACCCUGACUACCCUGCCCCCAUUUAAUUUGCACUUUUCUGUGAUUGAAAUGCGCACCGGUCUGGCCAGCAACUGUUAACUCCCAAUACUGUGAAUCUCCCUUGUGGUCUUGUCUGGAAAUGAACUACCUGAAAAACAGCAGAGAAAUAGAGACAGGGAGGUGGAAUGCGAUACACAUGAUCGGUUAUGCAAGAGCACUUUUCCAGAAAUUGACAAAUUCCCUCAUUGAAUGUAAUGUCGGGGGUAUUUUUGUACAACUUUUUUGUAUAACAGUAUAAAUGGAGAGAAAAAGAAUUGAAUAGCGAGAGGACGUCCUGUUGAGUUAGAAUACUCAUUUGUGUAACCAUGUAGCAUGUCCAGCAGGAAAUGGAAGAUCUUGAAAAGGGUUCCUUGACCAAUAACCACUAUGACGUCUUCCUUUUGUAUCCAUGUAACACAAUGUCUGUAAAAGUAUAAACCCAUUGGUUGCCGUUGAAAAACUUGUUCAUCCAUUGGCUGCAACUGCAGUCUGCAGUUGCAGUCCAAUUAGCCCUGCUAUCCUAUUCCAAGAUCUCAAAGGAUUUGAAAGACUGGCACCUAUCUAAUCUUUAUGCGGUAAAACACUUAAACAUGCAUUCACUCAUUACAGAUAUACAAUGCACACCCAAACACACUCAAGGCAAUACACAAAAUAUAAAUAUGUAAACAUGGGUAUGUGACAUCUGUCUUGUGUUCUGUCGAGUUGUAGUUGCAACAGCAUCGACUGUGUCUUUUUUUUUUUUUUUUUUUACAUGGAUCAUGAUGUAUAAUCUGAUGAUUUUAGCUGAGCUAACUUAGCUGGACUGAGGGCAUUUUCUUACAAAGAUGGCGUGACAUGCUGCUGUACGUGCAGAGUGUGUGUGUGUGUGUGUGUGUGUGUGUGUUUGCGUGUGCUGUUUGUAUGAGGUUAUGCUGUUACCCCUAGGCCCUUUGUAUGUAGGAACAAUUUCUUUUGCACAUGCAGUGAUAUCAUUUUGGUAUGUUUCAGUGCUGAUGAGCUUUUGAAUUGACCAUUGAUGGGAAUCUAAAGCUUUGAUUUAGCAUAGCAUAGUAGCACAAAAUAAAUAUACUGUAUAUGCAGCUAGUCAAAGAAAGUGUAAAUGCUUGUCUUUUGCCUCGAGUUAUUUUGGCAAUAGAUAUAGCAUUAUCAAAAUAACUGGGGGAGAUAUAAAAUUAGAUACACUACCCCAUUUUUCUCAUUAAUCUCCAUGUAGUAUUUCCUGUCAACAGAAAAAUAUCAUAAAAUCAAAGUUACUUUUUAAUCAGUCAAGAAGCUAUGCAACAGUGCACUCAGCAACUUAUUAGGCUUUGAAAAUACAAGAUCAUGAAGUAGUGCUGCAUUUGAUACUAGCUAAUACUGUAGUUCAUAAUGUAGCCACGUUUGCCCCUUCAUCAUUGUCCCAGUGUGAGCUAUGACCACAGCUUCUGCAAAUCCAACAAUGUUUGAACAAAACUGAAGACAAAUUUGCACUUUAAAGUCAAUGUAAGAUCAUUGGGCACAAUUUUGGUGUAUUUUUGUUUGAUUUUUACCAUGAUGUGCUGUACCUGGCUCUCACCAUUAAAGUGGUUCUAAUGUUAUCGGACACCCUGGUUUGGCUGGUGCAAGCUUCAAAACCAUGAAAGCAACUGUGAGUCAGCAUUUCAUACUUUCACUGUCAUGUGGGAAAUAGAGGUCUAAAGACUUCAGGCUGAACCAGGGCUGGCUGAUGCCUCAUUUCUUUAGAACCACUCAAGACUGUUCUCCAUCACUGGUCAUUCAUUCCUGACUGUCACACACAUCUUCUUGUUGGAUCUGCAUGGGCUCAUGUCUUUUUCAGUUCUGAACAAUAAAAACCUCAAGCGCUA